Ziziphus jujuba (common jujube) is the source of this 2234-nucleotide messenger RNA. RefSeq names its product omega-3 fatty acid desaturase, chloroplastic. Gene Ontology annotation, biological process: lipid metabolic process. Lineage: Eukaryota; Viridiplantae; Streptophyta; Magnoliopsida; Rosales; Rhamnaceae. The record is from RefSeq and is a predicted model, not a curated record. The transcript has 8 exons. Gene Ontology annotation, molecular function: oxidoreductase activity, acting on paired donors, with oxidation of a pair of donors resulting in the reduction of molecular oxygen to two molecules of water. The coding region runs from base 499 to 1875 and encodes 458 amino acids.
GUGGAGCAACUUCACACGCUCUUCUUUUACGUCUAUACGCCUAAGGCCUAACCUUUCAUUGCCGUUUUGAAUCACAUUUAAAUCGCACCCCAAUUUCUCCCAAAAAAAAACCAAACUCCAUAGCUAUUGUAAAAACCAGAGCUUUCAAAAUUUCUAUCAAAGAAUUUCGUAGAAACGAGGGAAGAAAGCAGAGGAAAGCUGAAACAUAUUGACUCAAAAUCGGUCUUUUGUCUAACAACCGUGUUACACACCUUGUGUUAUAACUAUAUAUAUAUUAUUAAAAUUUUCCAAUAUUUUAUUGCUCUAUUCUUAGAUAUUUUUGCUUUUUUAAUUCUUAGGUUGUUUCCUUUUGCUUCGCAUAUUUAUUCUUUCUUUUUUUUUUACAUUCUCUCUCCUCUCUCUUUCUCUCUCUCUCUCUUUGAGCCGAGAAACAUUUUUUGGGUUUUCUCAGAGGCCCAGAAGUGAUAAACCAUCUGUGUUUUUCUAACUGGGUCUCUAAUGGCAAGCUUGCUCUUGUCAGAAUGUGGUCUUAGGCCUCUCCCACAAAAUUUCGCAAUACCCAGAACAGGUAUUGCCUCAAAAAACAAUUCCGAACUCCGAUUUUUGCAAUCCAAUAAAAAUUUCACAGAUCUCAGAUUCUCUCGGACCAAAAUUUCAUCAUCAUCAUCUGGGAAAAGCUGGGAGCUGAAAGUGAGUGCACCAUUGAGGGUUGCUUCAGUAGAAGGAGAAGAAGAAAACAGAGCAGCGAAGAGAAUCAAUGGCGUUAAUGGUGUUGGAGAUGAAGAAGGAGAAGAAGGAAGAUUCGAUCCGGGUGCGCCGCCACCGUUCAAGCUGGCCGAUAUUCGAGCUGCUAUUCCGAAACAUUGUUGGGUAAAAGACCCAUGGAGGUCUAUGAGCUAUGUUGUGAGGGAUGUGGCUGUGGUUUUCGGCUUGGCUGCUGCCGCGGCUCAUCUCAACAACUGGGUCGUUUGGCCUCUCUACUGGGCUGCUCAGGGUACCAUGUUUUGGGCUCUCUUUGUUCUUGGUCAUGAUUGUGGCCAUGGAAGUUUUUCGAACAAUCACAAGCUAAACAGUGUGGUUGGGCAUCUUCUGCAUUCUUCAAUUCUUGUUCCUUAUCAUGGAUGGAGAAUUAGCCAUAGAACUCAUCAUCAAAACCAUGGUCAUGUGGAGAAUGAUGAAUCAUGGCAUCCGUUGUCCGAGAAAAUUUUCAGGAACUUGGAUAACGUCACUAAAGCUUUGAGAUUUACUGUACCAUUUCCAAUGCUUGCAUACCCUUUUUACCUUUGGAACAGAAGUCCUGGAAAAACUGGUUCUCAUUUUGACCCAAACAGUGACCUGUUUGUCGCCAGUGAGAGAAAAGAUGUGAUCACCUCCACUCUAUGUUGGACAGCAAUGGCUUCAAUACUUGUGGGGUUGGCCUUUGCUAUGGGCCCUAUUCAAUUGCUUAAGCUCUAUGUUGUUCCUUAUUGGGUUUUCGUUAUGUGGCUGGAUUUCGUCACUUACUUGCAUCACCAUGGACAUGAUGAUAAAUUACCAUGGUAUCGUGGAAAGGAAUGGAGUUACCUAAGAGGAGGGCUUACAACACUUGAUAGAGACUAUGGAUGGAUAAAUAACAUCCACCACGACAUUGGAACGCAUGUGAUCCAUCAUCUUUUUCCUCAAAUCCCUCAUUACCACUUAAUUGAAGCAACUGAGGCAGCUAAGCCAGUGCUUGGGAAAUACUACCGAGAGCCAAAGAAAUCAGGACCUAUACCGUUUCACCUGUUUGGCGAUUUGUUAAGAAGCUUGAAACAAGAUCACUAUGUUAGUGAUACUGGGGACGUUGUGUACUACCAAACGGAUUCUGAACUUAGUGGAUCUUCAAAAUCGAAGUAAAGCUUUAACUCUUUGACUCAUUGGAGCAUAAGGAAAGCUAUGAAGAUCGCUGGCUUGGACUGUCUUUGACCCCAGUUAAAGGAUCUAUCUGAGCUUGACUUCCAUGGGGUCAAAGACACCAUUUGAUGUCCAAAUUUUCUAUGCCGAUGAGGCCAAACUGAUGCCUUGCAAGCAUGAUAGCUAGUGGGGGAAUAUAUGUUAAAGUUGCGUGUAUUCUCAGUUUUUUAGUGCUAUUCAUAUAGUGAGGGAAAUUAUGUAUAUUUAUAAUCCAUUCUUCUUGAGGGCAUCUCUCAGCGAAUAAUCUUGUAGUGCAUGAAACGAAUUUCGAAAUGAAAAGAAGGAAAAUUUUGGGGUGAAAA